Molecule: messenger RNA, 4473 nt
Organism: Tupaia belangeri chinensis (Chinese tree shrew)
Lineage: Eukaryota; Metazoa; Chordata; Mammalia; Scandentia; Tupaiidae
Product: phospholipid-transporting ATPase FetA
Exons: 29
Coding region: 110-3643 (1177 amino acids)
Biological process (GO): phospholipid translocation; Golgi organization
Cellular component (GO): plasma membrane; trans-Golgi network
Molecular function (GO): ATP binding; ATP hydrolysis activity; magnesium ion binding
Source: RefSeq, a predicted model, not a curated record
UCGGUCGGGAGCUCGGCUCUGCCGCGUUUGCGCAGAAAGGUGCGUUAAGAUGGAAGUUGGUGGAGUCGACGGCUGUAUGGCUGUAUGGUGACGGUGGUGUUUCUCUGAGAUGAAAUACACAAAACCUUUUAUUUCAGAAAUUCCAUGGAAUUAUAGUUGGUGCUACUCUGCAAUGCAACUUGAAAGCCAAAGUGAGGAGAGACAGGACAAAGAACAAGAGAGAUAUCUGCAAGCCAACAACAGAACGUUCAACACUAUUUUUGGAUAUCCUAACAAUACCAUCAAGACCUCAAAGUAUAGUAUCUUUAACUUUCUGCCCCUGAACCUAUUUGAACAGUUCCAGAGACUUGCAAAUGCGUAUUUCCUCAUUUUGCUAUUCCUACAGCUGAUCCCCGAGAUCUCCUCUUUGCAAUGGUACACAACUGUGAUACCCCUGAUGGUGGUGUUGUCCAUAACAGGAGUGAAAGAUGCUGCCGAUGACGUGAAAAGGCACCAAAGUGACAAACAAGUCAACAACCGUCCUGUUUGGAUACUGGAGAAUGGCAAGGUAAAGGAGGACAAAUGGAUGAAUGUCCAAGUGGGAGAUAUAGUAAAACUAGAAAACAAUCAGCCAGUCACGGCAGAUAUACUGUUACUUUCAAGCAGUGAGCCCUACGGUCUGACAUUCAUAGAAACAGCAGAACUGGAUGGUGAAACCAACCUGAAAGUGAAGCAGGCCAUCUCAGUUACCAGUGAAAUGGAAGAUAACCUGAAACUUCUGGCAGCCUUUGAUGGAGAAGUGAAGUGUGAGCCACCCAAUAACAAGUUGGACAAAUUUGCAGGAAUACUGUUCUAUAAGGGGAAAAGCUACUCCCUGGACCAUGACAAGCUACUACUCCGAGGCUGCAUCAUCAGGAACACAGAUUGGUGCUAUGGCUUGGUGAUUUAUACUGGGCAAGACACCAAACUAAUGCAGAACAGUGGAAAGUACACUUUUAAACGGACACAGAUAGACCACCUCAUGAAUGUCCUUGUGCUCUGGAUUUUCCUGUUUUUAGUCAUCAUGUGUUUUGUCCUAGCAACUGGGCAUGGCAUUUGGGAGAACAAGAAAGGCUACCACUUCCAGAUUUUUAUGCCAAGGGAAAAAUAUAUCUCUUCAUCUGCUGUCUCUUCCUUCCUCAUAUUCUGGUCCUAUAUCAUUAUUCUCAACACCAUGGUGCCCAUUUCCCUCUAUGUCAGUGUUGAAAUAAUAAGAUUGGGCAAUAGUUUCUAUAUUAACUGGGAUCAGAAGAUGUUUUAUGCGCCAAAAAAUACACCAGCACAGGCUCGCACCACCACCCUUAAUGAGGAACUUGGCCAGGUCAAAUAUGUGUUCUCUGACAAAACAGGGACGCUGACCCAGAACAUCAUGAUUUUCAACAAAUGUUCUAUCAACGGGACGCUCUAUGGUGCUAGCUGUAACAAGGAUGAAAAGAAGAGAAAGGUUGACUUCUCCUACAACAAACUGGCUGAUCCUCAGUUUUUAUUUUAUGACAAGACUUUGGUGGAAGCAGUGAAAAAAGGAGAUCACUGGGUACACUUGUUUUUCCUGUCACUUUCAUUGUGUCAUACCGUGAUGUCAGAAGAGAAAGAGGAAGGUAAGCUGGUAUACCAGGCGCAGUCUCCAGAUGAAGGUGCCCUGGUCACUGCUGCCAGGAACUUUGGCUUCGUGUUCCGUUCCCGCACAUCUGAGACGAUCACGGUGGUCAAAAUGGGGGAAACCAAAGUCUAUCGACUGCUGGCUAUUUUGGACUUCAACAGUGUGCGCAAGAGGAUGUCUGUUAUUGUGCGGACACCUGAAGAUCAGGUAAUGUUGUUCUGCAAAGGUGCCGACACCAUCAUCUGUGAACUGCUUCAUCCAUCCUGUAGAUCCCUCAAUGAAGUUACCAUGGAACAUCUAGAUGAUUUUGCUUCUGAAGGCCUUCGCACUCUCAUGGUGGCCUAUCGAGAGCUGGAUGAUGGAUUCUUUCGGGCCUGGAGCAAGAAACACAGUGAAGCCUGUCUAUCUGUGGAGAAUCGGGAAGAUAAAUUAUCAGAUGUCUAUGAAGAGAUCGAAAAAGACUUGAUGCUGCUAGGGGCCACAGCCAUAGAAGACAAGCUGCAAGAUGGAGUACCUGAGACAAUCAUCACUCUGAACAAAGCAAAAAUCAAAAUAUGGGUUUUAACUGGAGAUAAGCAAGAGACUGCUGUGAACAUUGCAUACUCCUCUCAUAUAUUUGAGGAUGAAAUGGAUGGAGUAUUUGUGGUCGAAGGCAAAGAUGUGGAGACUAUUCAGAAAGAACUCAGGACAGCAAGGAACAAGAUGAAACCUGAGUCUCUACUGGAAUCAGACUCAGUAAACACUUACGUCACCAUGAAGCCCAACAUGUCCUUCAAAUUACCUGAGGAGGUGCCCAAUGGCAACUAUGGCUUGGUCAUCAAUGGCUACAGUCUGGCCUGUGCUCUAGAAGGGAACCUGGAGUUGGAACUGCUGCGAACGGCAUGCAUGUGCAAGGGGGUGGUCUGCUGCCGGAUGACACCCCUUCAGAAGGCCCAGGUGGUAGAGCUAGUGAAGAGGUACAAGAAGGUGGUGACACUAGCCAUCGGAGAUGGAGCCAAUGACGUCAGCAUGAUCAAAGUUGCCCACAUUGGGGUUGGCAUCAGCGGCCAGGAGGGGAUGCAGGCCAUGCUCAACAGUGACUUCGCCUUCUGCCAGUUCUGCUAUCUUCAGCGUCUACUCUUGGUUCAUGGCCGUUGGUCUUAUAAUCGCAUGUGCAAGUUUCUCAGCUACUUCUUUUACAAGAACUUUGCCUUCACCAUAGUACACUUCUGGUAUGCCUUCUUCAAUGGCUUCUCUGCACAGACAGUUUAUGAUAACUGGUUUAUCGCCUGUUACAAUAUGAUCUACACCUCUCUCCCUGUCCUGGGCAUGAGUCUGUUUGAUCAGGAUGUGAAUGAAACAUGGAGCCUUCGUUUCCCAGAGCUUUAUGAACCAGGCCAGCACAACCUCUAUUUCAACAAGAAAGAAUUUGUGAAGUGUUUAAUGCAUGGGAUCUACAGUUCCUUCGUGCUGUUCUUUGUCCCCAUGGCGAUCAUUUACAACUCAGAGCGUGGUGAUGGGAAGGACAUCUCCGACUACCAGUCCUUCUCUCUGAUAGUGCAGACCUCCUUGAUCUCAGUGGUCACAAUGCAGAUUGCCUUGAAGAUAACCUACUGGACGGUGAUAAGCCACUUCUUUAUCUGGGGUAGCCUGACUUUCUACUUUUGCAUCUUAUUCCUCCUGUACAGUGAUGGCUUGUGCCUAGUAUUCCCCAACAUCUUCCAGUUCCUAGGUGUAGCCAGGAACACUAUGAACCAGCCACAGAUGUGGCUGAGCAUUAUCCUCAGCAUAAUCUUCUGUGUUUUGCCUGUGAUAGGGCACCAGUUUCUCAAACCGCUAUGCUGGCCCAUCAGCGUGGACAAGAUUUUUGACAGAAUUCAUUGCAUGAAACAUCCACAGCCACUCCCCAUCCAGGCUAAGCUGAAGCAUGCAAGUGCUCGACGAUCUGCCUAUGCAUUCUCCCACAAACAAGGCUUUGGGGCCCUCAUCACAUCUGGCAAGACGACCAAGGCGCUCAAAAAAACUAGCUUUCCUUUUAAAAAGUAGAAGUCUUUAGGGAAAUCCCAAAGGAGUCCAUCAUUGCUCUUUCUCCCUUGUAUUUACGUAAUUUAUUAAACAGGGACUAGGGUCCCUGGGCAAUCAGCAUAAACCUGCCCCUCUGCUGUCACCAUAGGGGCUCAGUCUCUUCGUUCCCCGGCAGGCUGUGCCCAAGUAAGACAAGGAAAAGUAGGAGAGAGCAUCCAGACUACCUGCCAGAGUGGCAACAUUUCAAGAAAAUGCAACUUCUUGCUUCUCCUCUUCCAUCCCUUCCAAGUUUUCCUCCCAGAUAAAGCAAAGGCGCAAGUAAGGAGUGAAAAGAGACAGUGUGGGUAAGGGAAAAGAAAUAAGACCUAAGAAUCAUACUUUGGGCUCUAUUUCCCCAAACAAGAGCAACCAUAAACUUUCCAAGAACCCCACGCGUAUUCUGACCCAGGCACCCUUCCUGGGUUUAUCUGGGAGAUUCAGAGUGAGUCUCUUCUCGGCCCUGGGUAACAAACCAAGGAGGCAGCUGUGAAGAGUUCUUAAACUGAAGGAGUUUCUGGACCAAAUGGAAAACAAACAAACAAACAAAAAGGCAGCAGUUCCUGAUUAGAUUGGACAACUGAAGGUUUUGCCUUCUUCCCCUUCCUUUGACCCCUUUGACCCAAGAACUGACACCUAUUCAGGCCUCAGAACAGGGAGGGGUAAACUGUAAGAGAUUCGUUAAAACAUCUUUUCAUAAAGGGAUGCAAGCCACAGUUGUUGAGCAUUUGCCUUCACUUUGUAAAAUUAUUUUGAGAAAAAAAAUUGUAUGUACUUGGAAAAUUAUUUCUCAGAAGUUUAUGGAACAAUAAAUU